GCCGUUCCAUACAAUUGGGAGAGAAAUGGCGGCGGGCUUGGGUGGGCACCAGCCUUGGUACUCGAGGACUGCCAUCCCGUCCACACAGCUGAACCGCAGCCUGGAGAGGGUCCUGGAGGAGGCCGUUCACUCGGGGAUUCUCAAUCUAAGCGGGCGGAAGCUCAAGGAGUUCCCUGCCGUCAACUACGACUUGACAGAUACGGUGCAGGCAGAUCUUUCAAAGAACAGAUUUAUUGAAAUUCCACAAGAAGUUUGUUUGUUCGCACCAUUGGAGACAUUACAUUUAUACCACAAUUGCAUUAAAUGCAUUCCAGAAACUGUUGUUAAUCUGCAAAUGUUAACAUUUCUAAAUAUUAGUCGAAAUCUGCUAUCAACAUUGCCAAAAUACCUGUUUAAUCUUCCACUUAAAGUUUUAGUUGUGAGCAACAAUAAGUUAGUUUCCUUACCAGAGGAAAUUGGAAAGCUUAAAGACCUAAUGGAAUUGGAUGUUAGCUGCAAUGAGAUUCAAAUCCUUCCUCACCAAAUGGAAAAGCUUCAGUCACUUAGAGAAUUAAAUAUUAGGAGAAAUCAUCUGCAAGUAUUACCUGAAGAAUUAGCAGAACUUCCUCUCGUAAAAUUAGACUUUUCCUGCAAUAAAGUGACCAAAAUACCCAUCAGUUUUAGAAAGCUCAAAUACCUUCAGGUUAUAAUAUUAGAUAACAAUCCAAUGCAGUCUCCACCAGCGCAGAUUUGUCUCAAAGGUAAAGUGCAUAUAUUCAAAUUCCUGAAUAUCCAAUCAUGUCGUAUAGACAAGAAGCCAGAUUCUCUGGAUCUUCCCUCUUUGGAUAAGAGAGCACAUCCUCAAGCCCUGACGGACAGCAUGGAAGAUUUUUAUCCAGUUAAAAACCAUGGUCCUGAUUCGGGCAUUGGUAGUGAUAAUGGUGACAAGCGGUUGUCCACAACUGAACCCUCGGAUGAUGAUACUGUCAGCCUACAUUCACAAUUAUCUGAAAUAGCCAAGGACAUUCCUCUGAAAUCAGACAAUCAUUUAACUGGGAAUAAAGUCAACUCACAUAAAAGUUCAUUAGAUCAGGAGCAUUUUGACUUUAUUGAGAAUGCAGAAGAGGAAGAAACGCCAUCAUCUGACGCAGAUGUUCAUCUAAGUGCUCCAUUUGUGACCUGUAUAAAAGACCGAGGAAAGUUGCCUGAAAAAUCACAGCUCAUGGAGGAAAAUAAUUGGGAAGAUGAACCAAGGCCCUCAAGCGAAAUACAACACAUAGUUCGAGAUGAGGAUGAAUUGAAGGAAGUAAUGGAUUUGCGCAAAAUAGCAGCUCAAUUACUGCAGCAGGAACCACAAACCAGACGGAGGCCAGUAACUUUUAAAGCAUCAUUCAAUGAAAACUUUAUCCAGAGGAGAAGGGCAGCAGGACCAGGAUCAAGACUGUUGGCGCACUCAUCAAUAAGUGGAAGGGACAAGAAGAAAAAAACAUUGGAAUCAAAUAGAUCAACAGAUAAAGUAACUUCACCAGAAUCACUGUUCAGCUGUCGGUCAACGGGUUUUUCUGGUGAAGUUGAGAAACAAGAUACGAAUAAUACAGAACAAAGAUAUGGUGAGGCACAGCGGCAUGUAGAAUGGCGUCACGAAGAAAGGAAACACGUUAAACAGAUCAGAAAAGAUCACAUGAAGCAGGUAAAAUCUAUAAAGAAGACUAAAGAGGAAUUUGCAUAUGAAAAUGAGUCAGAUAUUGAAACUACAUCUAUGCCUUCGGCACCACCUGUUCAGAUCAUAUCUUCAUCUCCUUCUGUCCAGGUUAUACGUAGCCUAUCUUUUGAGGAGGAAGGUAGGUCCAUUGCCUUCUCCACCCCACCCUCAGCAGUACCAUUUGGUCUCAAGCCUCGAUCUGCUUUCACCCGUCCAUCUCGUCAGGAGUUUGGAGCAAUGGACCCAGGAUUUACUAUUCGAAGGAAGAUGGAACACCUAAGAGAGGAAUUGGAACAAAUUAGGCAGCUUAAACAGAACCUUGAAUUAAGGUUAAAAGUCGUUUUGCCAGAAGACAUAGGUGCAGCUUUAAUGGAUGGGGUGGUACUGUGCCAUCUUGCCAAUCAUAUUCGUCCACGAUCAGUGGCCAGCAUCCAUGUCCCAUCACCAGCAGUGCCUAAACUGAGUAUGGCAAAGUGCAGAAGAAAUGUUGAAAAUUUUCUUGAGGCAUGCAGAAAAUUAGGAGUUCCAGAGGAUAAACUUUGUCUGCCUCAUCAUAUAUUGGAAGAACGUUGGAUUUUGAAAGUGGGUUCUACAGUGCAAGCUCUACUUGAACUACCUACAUCUAAACACACGCAGUUAUCUGCUGUGUAACUGAUUCUUGGGCAUUUAUAACAUUAUCACAUUCAUGGUUUUCUGUUUUAUAGUCAAGUCCAAACAAAGCUGUAUUCAAAACUCGUACUGCAGAGAUAACAUUUAACUUGGCACUUUUUUUUAAAACAAGAUCAAGCUAAUAGUCUCUCACUGCUAAAACCAAUACUUGUAUAAAUAUCAGUGUUUGUCUGUUUAGGCCAGGUAAUUGCACCCAACUUGUCAUCGCUGCCAUAACGGUAAAGGACAAGUUACUUUGUCUUUUGCUCGAUGCCCAUAAAAUACCAGAUGCUCCUUCCACAUAGAUUUAAAGAGUGAAUACAUUAUUGUGACCUCAUCCAUUUAAGCAUUCAUACUAUUAGGAUGUCUUACUCCCUCGAUGUACAAAAAUAUUUUUGUUCAUUUAACCCACUCGUGCAGAAAGAUGA
This is a messenger RNA of Pristis pectinata (smalltooth sawfish), 2757 nucleotides long. RefSeq names its product leucine-rich repeats and calponin homology (CH) domain containing 2 (gene lrch2). Gene Ontology annotation, molecular function: protein binding. NCBI's taxonomy places the organism in Eukaryota, Metazoa, Chordata, Chondrichthyes, Rhinopristiformes, Pristidae. The record is from RefSeq and is a predicted model, not a curated record.